AGAUAUCAGCAACGACGCAGCGGCGCUGGAGAGAGGUAUGGAAGCAGUAGAACGCGCUCCCCAAGACCCAGUAGAAGCACCCGAAUCUCCCCAGGCUACCAUGGCAACGGAUGCCAAGGCCAAUGCAGCGAAGGCUACUCAGGUGAAAGGCAAUACGAAGCCAAGGAAACGAUUGGUACGACGUUCCCAGGUUACGCAAGACAGUGACAGUGAGGAUGCGCGGGAAGAUGAUCAGAGUACCAAGAAUUCGGCUGUACCGGUAAUGGAGGAAAGCACGCAGACAACACGGGGUAGACCCAAGAGGAGGUUACAACGCCGUGCGCCAGUACAGGAUACACCGGAUUUAACUGACAGCGAAUCAGAAUCCGGGGAUAUUGGAGAUAAGGGGCGCAAGAGCCAACCAAAAGACUCACAAUUAAGCGGUGGAGAGAGCGGGAGUGAGAGCGAGGCAGACGAGAGGAGGGGUGUUAGGAAUGACAAGAAAGCUAGCACACAGACAAGGACCAAGAAAAGGCAACCAAAGAGUACUGCCACAACACGGCCAAAGAGAAAUACACAAUCCCGGGUGGAGGUACAGCCAGAUAAUGACUCAGAAAGUGCUGCAGAGGCAUCGGCAAUAGAUGAACUGGAAGAUGCAGGUAUAGACAAGAAAGUUAGGGGUAGGAAUAAGUAUCCUACCAUGAAUGAGACAACGGAUACAUCGAUACGUAAAGGGAAAGAGGUGGAGGACGUUGACCAGGGGCUCAGGAGUGCCUUUGCGGAUGUAUGGGAAGGCCAUGCAGAAGCCAUCAAGUGGCUGAAAGAGGAGAUGGGCGAUAUCCGUACCAUGCAGCAGAGCAACCUCGACUCACCCGACGAUAACAUUGAGCUGUUCCCACUGGAAGACUUCCAGGAGAAGGCGCUGGCGGACAAGGCCUUCAACGCCAUGCUCAGGUGCCUCAGUUACAACCCCCCUGACGACCAGUGCGAAUAUUGGCACUACAAGAACGGUACAGAUAUAAGCAAGGACUACACCGCACUCCAAACACUGGUGGAGGCAGCGGAGAACAGCACGGGCGAUUCCAACUCAACUCAGACGGCAUCUAUCAAAUCCACUGCCGAUGAGAAGAAGGCAAACAAGUCUCGCGCUACAGCCACACAGCCUAGGACGAGUGCAAAAGUAGACAACAAACCGAAACAGAGGCUACGACGCGGCGCAAGGACCAAGCGUGCAGCGGAGGAGUCCGACAAAUCCGACAAAUCCGACAGCGAGAACGAGAGUCUUCUGGCCAGUGCACUGACUAAUGGACGCAGGAGUAAGAAGGCGAAGGUGUAUGUGGGUGGGGAUAAGCGGAAGAACAAGAAAACCACUACAAAGCCGAAAAACAUAGACAAUGGUACUGACGAGACUGAGCCCAUAUUAAGGGGGAAGCGGAAGCGGAAGGAUGCCGAUCAUGAGAAAACCCAAGCUGAGGCGAAUGAUAGUGAGAGUGGCGAGGAUUCCGAUAGCUCGGAUAGUCAGGGGGAUGCUACGAAGAAACCGAAGCGUGCGGUGGGAACGCAGUCAGGUUCGGAAUCUUAUGACAUGUCGAUUAUGAAACCAAAAGCCAGCACGAAAAACGCAACGGUGGAGCGCAAGGCAGAUAGCACGAGUGUGGAUACGAAUGAGAGCAAUGGUUCUCCCCAGCGGGAGGAUGCAGAGAAGGUCAUGCCUGCGUCUAAGAAACGAGUAUUAUUAAGGCGGGUUAAGAAAGCGAGUGAGAGCAGUGAAGAUGAUGACGGUAAUAGAUCGCAGGAGGAGAAGAGUUCUGAGACACCUAGUGCCGAUCAACAAACUGGGAAGAGGAUAGCCUCGAGACAGGUCAUGGAUGAUAGUGAUGAGGAUGACGAGUAGUGUUAAUAUAGUAAAACAGGACAACAAAGUACGAUACAACGGGUGCUUUGAUACAAUUUAUAUCCCGUUAUAUGAUUUGUGGUAGUGCUAGUGAUAGGCAUGUGGUGUGGGCGGGCAUACUCUUCUAACUAAAUACGAAGCGUAUCGGCGUCUAUGGCGCUGUCCGCGCUUGCAACUCUGUCUUGUCGUACAAUCUUACGACCUUUAUUGAUUCAGUAAAUCUUUGAGAUAAUACUCUAAUUUCCAAUGUCCGUCCUUGAACAAGCACUAAUGGAAAACAAAAC
Molecule: messenger RNA, 2157 nt
Organism: Sphaeroforma arctica JP610
Lineage: Eukaryota; Ichthyosporea; Ichthyophonida
Exons: 3
Source: RefSeq, a predicted model, not a curated record